GCAAAUAUAUCUGCGUUGCCAUACCCACCACAUCGCCACCACCACUCACACUUACAGCACAGUAUUCGCAUACUACAUUCGUAUAGUUGCAAAAAUUCUAUAUAUAAAAUAAGCCGGUGUCCUUGAAUGCAACUCUUCUUCUCUUCACUAAAAUUCACUCUUCUCCUCUCUUCGCACACACACUUUUUGGUCAGUCUUCUCUACACUUGAAUUUCUCCACCGACCAUGGUCUCCACAUCUCCAUAGCAACUCAAAUUUUAUUUUAUAAAUCUGUCUUGUUGUACCUGAGAAACCAUGGAAACCUCGGAAAUUUAUAAUCUAAAAUGGGACGAGCACUACUCGAAAGUCGUGUUGGAGAGUUUCUGGAAUCUGCUGGGACAGGAGGUCCUCACCGAUUGCACGUUGGUCUGUAGCACCCCAGCGGAAUCAGUCCAAGUCCACCGCCUGAUCCUCUCUGCCAACUCCCCCUAUUUCCGAACUCUGUUAAAAACCCACUCGGCGCACCCACACCCGAUCAUUAUUUUACAUGAUGUGGAUCUUGCGGUGCUCAAGAUGCUCGUCACUUUUAUGUACAGGGGCGAGGUGAACGUGUCCUCCUCGACGUUCCCCCUUUUGUUGAAAACGGCAGAGAACUUGCAGAUAAUCGGCCUCAGUCAGAGUCAGCAACCUUCAAAUAAUCGGUUCUCGAACGCCGUCUCGAACAGUCCCGUGCAGACCACGCAUUACUCGAAAAAGGCGAGGAUUCUGGAGAAUUCCACGUUUGAUGGGGGGUUGAGAAAGGUGUCGAAUAGUGGGGGGAGUGGGGGUGGGGGAUUAAUUUGGGUGGGGUUGGGGGUGGGGGGUUUGGGGAGAACUCAAAUUCGUGGAGGGAUGUGGUGCAGGAGCAGCCGUUGUCCCUGCGCCGUCCGACGCCCCCCCUGCAGCCGCCCCUCCAGAUGAG
Molecule: messenger RNA, 940 nt
Organism: Folsomia candida
Lineage: Eukaryota; Metazoa; Arthropoda; Collembola; Entomobryomorpha; Isotomidae
Product: longitudinals lacking protein-like
Exons: 4
Coding region: 295-939 (214 amino acids)
Biological process (GO): regulation of transcription by RNA polymerase II
Cellular component (GO): nucleus
Molecular function (GO): protein binding
Source: RefSeq, a predicted model, not a curated record